Molecule: messenger RNA, 2792 nt
Organism: Myxocyprinus asiaticus (Chinese sucker)
Lineage: Eukaryota; Metazoa; Chordata; Actinopteri; Cypriniformes; Catostomidae
Gene: samhd1a
Product: SAM domain and HD domain 1
Exons: 16
Coding region: 94-1968 (624 amino acids)
Biological process (GO): dGTP catabolic process; regulation of innate immune response; defense response to virus
Cellular component (GO): nucleus
Molecular function (GO): dGTPase activity; protein binding
Source: RefSeq, a predicted model, not a curated record
GUGGGGUGAACACGCCGAGGGAGUAAAUCUCCACACGCUCGCUGCGCCGGCUCUGAUAGUGAAAAUCUGUUUUGUUUUUAUACACGGUAAACGAUGGAAAAACGGAUGAAACGAACAAGAGAAGAUGAAGAGUGUGUGCUUGAUGCGAAACAGGUUUUCGAUGGAGAUUUCAGGCGUUGGGAUGUAGAAGAGACAGCCGCUUAUCUGCGGAGAGAAGGACUCAGCGAAUGGGAGAAAAUAUUCAGAGAACAGAAAAUAACAGGUCCUGUUCUACCGUACCUUACAGAGCUGCAUUUGGAGAAGAUGGGUAUUUUUCCUCUGGGAUCUUGUCUGCGAGUUCUCCACUGCUUACAGAGACUCUGGCAAAUCUCAUCUGAUGCCAUGAAGGUUUUCAAUGACCCCAUUCAUGGCCAUAUUGAGUUGCAUCCUUUGUUGGUCCAAAUCAUAGACACGCCUCAAUUUCAGAGACUUCGCCACAUUAAACAGCUUGGAGGAACUUACCUGGUCUUCCCUGGGGCUUCCCACAACCGCUUUGAGCAUUCCAUUGGAGUGGGAUAUCUGGCAGGGUGUUUAGUCCAGGCUCUCAACGAGAGACAGCCAGAGCUCCUCAUAUCAAAGCAAGACAUUCUCUGUGUGCAGAUUGCUGGCCUGUGCCAUGACCUGGGUCAUGGCCCAUUCUCUCAUAUGUUUGAUGGUAUGUUCAUCCCUAAAGUUCGACCCAGUGAGAAGUGGAAGCAUGAGAUUGCCUCAGUGGAAAUGUUUGACCACCUGGUGAAGGUGAAUGGUCUGGAGGUGGUGAUGUUACAACACGGGUUGACCCUCCCAGAUGACCUUAUUUUCAUUAAGGAACAGAUUGCCGGGCCUCUACAUCCCCCCGUUCUAGACUGUACGUGGCCAUAUAAGGGCCGGCCAAAGGACAAAUCCUUCCUCUAUGAAAUAGUGGCCAAUAAAAGAAAUGGCAUUGAUGUCGACAAAUGGGAUUAUUUUGCUCGAGACUGUUAUCAUCUGGGGAUUCAGAACAAUUUUGACUAUCAGCGUUUCCUCAAGUUUGCACGAGUGUGUGAAGUGCGAGGAAAGAAACACAUUUGCACCAGAGACAAGGAAGUUGGUAAUCUCUAUGACAUGUUUCACACCCGUAACUGCCUCCAUCGACGAGCAUAUCAGCACAAAGUUGGCAACAUCAUUGAGAUCAUGAUUACAGAAGCCUUCGUAAAGGCUGAUCCUCAUAUCUGCAUCCAGGGUUCCUCUGGCAAGAUAUUCACAAUCUCUUCAGCUAUAGAAGACAUGGAGGCCUACACCAAACUCACCGAUCAUAUUUUUGAACAGAUUCUGUACUCGUCCUCGCCGGAGCUGUCUGAUGCUCGAGCCAUCUUACAAAACAUCAUCUGUAGACGUCUGUAUAAAUGUGUAGGUCAGACCACACCAGAGACACAUGUGGACAUAUCACAGGAAAAACUGCGUGAAUGGGAAAAGGAAGUGGCCAGUUCCAAACCCAGUGGUAUCAAUGGUGACCUCAGGGCUGAGGACUUUGUAGUUAGUGUCAUUCACAUGGAUUAUGGAAUGAAGGAUAAAAAUCCCAUGAACAGCGUUCACUUCUACUGCAAGAAUGACCCCAACAAAGCAAUCAAGAUUUGCAAAAAACAGGUGUCAAAACUCCUUCCGGAGCGCUUUGCUGAACAGCUCAUUAGGGUUUACUGUAAGAGGACGGAUGACAAGAGUCUUGAAGUGGCAAAGAAGUACUUUGUCCAAUGGUGCAUGGACAAGAACUUCACUAAACCACAGGAUGGAGAUAUAAUUGCUCCAGAGCUAACCCCGCUCAAACGGGACUGGCACACCCAGGAACAAGACAAUGAUGGCAGUGAGGAAGAUGACAAGUAUCCAGGAAUUAGAGAUGGAACACCCAGAAAAACUGAACGUCAUGUAAAAGUUAACCUUUUUCAGGCUAAGGGAGAAGAUAUAACUCUCUGACCAAUAUUACUGGCCAUUGGAAGUUAUCUCUGAAUGAACAGUGUGUUGUAUUUUCAGCUUUUUAUGUUUAUAGUUGUUGUUUUUUUUUUUUUAAAGACGCUUCCAUCGGUCUGUCUAGAAUGAUCAUGUGUCUCUUACCCUUUGUUUUUUUAUUGGUUAAAUGCUGAUCAUCUAGAGAAGCUAGUGAGAUGCAUUUUGACACUUAUUUAAAACUUUUGUUAUUACAUUUUGUUAUCUAGGACUCUGUUACAUUUUCUUUUCUCGAAUAUUGUAGCGCGACUCUGCUCACUAUGUGAGAAGACUAAAGAAUCUGCUACACUCUCAGGUCCUCAAACAUUUAAAUGUGUUUACAUCUGACAUUUAAUCAGGACAUAAAAUCAAGAGGACUUCAUUGUAAUCACAUCUGUAUAUCAGCAAGCACACUUCAGUUUUCAUAUUUGCAGUACUGUUUUUAGAACAGUAUUGGUUUGUGCUGUUGUGACCUCUUGUGCUCAGGGAUUUACUUUGGGCUUCCUUCAAAUGUUUUCCCUGCUCGUUUAAAACAAUGUCUCCUUGAGGGUGACAUGCUUUUCAGUAAUGUUUCAUUCUAUUAUGAAAUUAAAAUUGUCUUUCAAUCGCAGCACAAUCACAUCAGGCCAAAAUGGUUCAGAAUAUGGUAAAAUGGUGUUUUUUUUUUUUCCACAACCAUAGAGGAUGUUAGUUACAGCAUCAUAUUAACUUUUUCAACUAACUUUGACUUUCUGAAGUGUAGUUUGUGUGGAGUGAUGUUGUGUAUUUGACCAAGACCGAAUUUCUACUCUGUGGAAUUAAAAUUUUAAGUUGCA